AUGCUAUCUCACGCCGACCUCCUGGACGCCCGGCUCGGGAUGAAAGACGCCGCCGAGCUGCUGGGCCACCGGGAGGCGGUGAAGUGUCGCUUGGGCGUCGGAGGCUCCGAGCCGGGAGGCCACCCGGGCGACCUGGCUCCCAACUCGGACUCGGUGGAAGGGGCCACGCUGCUGCCCGGCGAGGACAUCACCACGGUGGGCUCCACGCCCAGCUCGCUGGCCGUCAGCACCAAAGACCCGGACAAGCAGCAAGGGCAGCCGGGAGGGCAGAACCCCAGCCAGGCCGGCCAGCAGCAGGGCCAGCAGAAGCAGAAGCGCCACCGGACGCGCUUCACGCCGGCCCAGCUCAACGAGCUCGAGCGGAGCUUCGCCAAGACCCACUACCCGGACAUCUUCAUGCGCGAGGAGCUGGCCCUGCGCAUCGGCCUCACCGAGUCCCGCGUCCAGGUCUGGUUCCAGAACCGGCGGGCCAAGUGGAAGAAGCGCAAGAAGACCACCAAUGUGUUCCGCGCUCCCGGCACGCUACUGCCCACGCCGGGCCUGCCCCAGUUCCCUUCCGCCGCCGCGGCUGCGGCCGCCGCCAUGGGCGACAGCCUGUGCUCUUUCCACGCCAACGACACGCGCUGGGCCGCGGCCGCCAUGCCGGGGGUGUCGCAGCUGCCCUUGCCCCCGGCGCUAGGCAGGCAGCAGGCCAUGGCGCAGUCGCUGUCGCAGUGCAGCCUGGCCGCGGGGCCUCCGCCCAACUCCAUGGGCUUAUCCAACAGUCUGGCGGGCUCCAAUGGCGCCGGCCUGCAGUCGCACCUCUACCAGCCCGCCUUCCCCGGCAUGGUGCCAGCCUCUCUGCCCGGCCCCAGCAACGUGACGGGCUCGCCGCAACUCUGCAGCUCCCCGGACAGCAGCGACGUGUGGCGGGGAACCAGCAUCGCCUCCCUCCGCCGAAAGGCGCUAGAGCACACAGUCUCCAUGAGCUUCACCUAA
Molecule: messenger RNA, 978 nt
Organism: Eublepharis macularius
Lineage: Eukaryota; Metazoa; Chordata; Lepidosauria; Squamata; Eublepharidae
Gene: OTP
Product: orthopedia homeobox
Exons: 3
Coding region: 1-978 (325 amino acids)
Biological process (GO): neuron differentiation; regulation of DNA-templated transcription
Molecular function (GO): DNA-binding transcription factor activity, RNA polymerase II-specific; DNA binding
Source: RefSeq, a predicted model, not a curated record